Messenger RNA from Acanthochromis polyacanthus (spiny chromis), 1462 nucleotides. It is a transcript of the gene arl5a, whose product is annotated as ADP-ribosylation factor-like 5A. Lineage: Eukaryota; Metazoa; Chordata; Actinopteri; Pomacentridae. The record is from RefSeq and is a predicted model, not a curated record. Bases 336 to 875 code for a protein of 179 amino acids. Gene Ontology annotation, cellular component: trans-Golgi network; cytoplasm. Gene Ontology annotation, molecular function: GTP binding; GTPase activity. Gene Ontology annotation, biological process: protein localization to Golgi membrane; vesicle-mediated transport; intracellular protein transport. The transcript is spliced from 6 exons.
UCUGGAAGUACGCAUGCGCAAGAUUGACAGCGCAACGCACUUCACAACAGCAGCUGAUACCAACCAGCUAGCCACAGCGAUUAGCGUUUUGGUUUAGUUUCCGGCAAUAACCUAAUCGUCAUACAUACAGUUUCACCUCGUUUGAGAGAGCCAUAGUUGGAUUUAGUUCACACGAAUAUGGCAGUUGUACGUAAAUGCUUUGAGAGCUCUUCGUCGGUGUAGUUAGCGAGCUAGCUAGCUAGGUAAAGUUGAUAGCACUGGAUGUCACCGAGGCUAGCUGGCUAAGUUACAGCGAUUCGUUACAAGCUGGCAUCGGAAAAACUUCACCGUCAGCCAUGGGGAUAUUAUUUACGAAGCUAUGGAGGCUUUUUAAUCAUCAAGAGCACAAAGUUAUUAUUGUGGGCCUGGAUAAUGCUGGCAAGACCACAAUUCUUUACCAGUUUUCAAUGAAUGAGGUGGUACACACUUCCCCUACAAUUGGGAGCAACGUGGAGGAGAUCGUUGUCAACAACACUCAUUUUCUUAUGUGGGACAUUGGGGGCCAGGAAUCUCUUAGGUCAUCGUGGAAUACAUACUACACAAACACAGAGUUUGUAAUUGUGGUGGUUGAUAGUACAGACAGAGAAAGGAUCUCUGUGACCAAAGAAGAACUCUACAGAAUGCUAGCACAUGAAGAUUUGAGAAAGGCAGGACUGCUGAUCUUUGCCAACAAGCAGGAUGUGAAAGGUUGCAUGUCUGUGGCUGAGAUCUCCCAGAGCCUCCAGCUUACCUCUGUUAAAGACCACCAGUGGCACAUCCAAGCCUGUUGCGCCCUCACUGGAGAGGGGUUGUGCCAGGGUCUUGAGUGGAUGAUGUCACGGCUGCGUGUGAGAUGAUGACCUCAGUGGCUUUGAUUAGGAGUGUGCCCUUUCUGUCAUUUUUGUAUUUUUUUUCUGCCUCCAGACUUGAGAAAGGGGCUGAGGUCAGUGAUGGACAGCCCCCCUCCUCUUUCCUGUGGAGCCGAUACGGGCAGAAGCUGCCAGGAUGUUAUAUUCUUCUGUAAUAAUUUAUUUUACAAAAGACGUCUGAACUGAGAACAACAAAAAAACUUGACCUUUUUCACAAGGACAACAAAGAGACUUGAAUUAUUUAAACUGAAAUUUCUGCACGGUUUUCCUUUCAGCAAAACACAGAGGUCAGCAAAGUGUCUGACAUGGAACUGUACAUGGACUUAUUAAUCAGCUGUGUGUGAGUCUAGCCCACGGUGGCCUUGCAGUAUUGCCGGACUGGCUGUGGUGGUUUUUAUUGCCCCCUGUGUGUACAGUCCAGUAUUCUCUUUUAACUUGGUGCCUGCAGCAGAAUGUUCAAACGGUGACUGAAAAAUGCAGACAGGAGGGUAAAAAAUCACAAUGUACCCUCUUCCUUUCAGUCCCUAUGAAUAAUCACUGAAAUAAAGUGUUUUUAUCUGUUUCAGGUGAAUUUG